This is a messenger RNA of Ornithodoros turicata, 2158 nucleotides long. RefSeq lists its product as uncharacterized. The coding region runs from base 198 to 1781 and encodes 527 amino acids. Lineage: Eukaryota; Metazoa; Arthropoda; Arachnida; Ixodida; Argasidae. The transcript has a single exon. The record is from RefSeq and is a predicted model, not a curated record.
ACUAUCGCGCCUUCAUCAUCAUCGUAAUGGCUGCUGUCAUUGUCGCUUUUGUUGUCAUCCAGUUCGAGACGUUCUAAAGUCCUAAUGAAGGUGAGAAAAACGCCUCACUGACAUAUUUGCAACGUGCGCACACUGCACCUGCAUAUGCCGAACAAUUGUCUCAGCUGUUGAACCUUACUGAUCUACGCAAGCAAAUAAUGAUGCCAUACAGUGCCAGGGACAUCCAGAAUGUCCAGCUAAGAGAAGAUUCGCGGGCAGCUGUGUCAAAUGUCCUUUCGUACUUUAAACGCGAAGCACAGCAGCAAAAAGUGGCCUGUCAUGUGACGAAGGUCAUUCGUCGAACUAGUUGCGCCACCGGAUUACCUAAGCAUAUGGUCCUGGAAGCGGUCAACAACGCAGACAUUGAACUGGAUGCUGACUCGGACGUAGAGAUAUCCCUCUCUCGCAUCAUCAACGAUGACAUGGGGAUGUGUGUUCUUCGGCGACAGAUUUUAUUCUACUGUUCAAACUACGAUCAGCCGCCCACGCUCAAAAUCGUGCGGGACAUGAUCAAAGAGCAGUUCAACAUAGCCUGUUCAAAGUCGUCUGCAUUGACCAUACUCAACAAGCUCGGCUUCCACUUCCGCGAACUUCCAGGCUCCAACAGGAGUGUUCUUCUAGAAGAUUCCAGUGUGGCUGCAAAGCGACUGGUUUUCCUUCGAAAGCUCCGGGACUACCGCACGGAAGGUAGGGAGGUUGUGUACGUUGGGGGAACCAUCAUUCCCCUCGGAACGCCGCCCAGCGCAUCGCCCCAGCAGUUGGGCGGAAGCCGAAGUCUUUUACUCGUGCACGCCGGCUACUUGGCAGAACUUCUGCCCUUGAAAUCCAUGUUCAAGUUCGAAGCUGCCAAUCCGGCCCACCAACUGAGCCAAGAGACCUUCCACUCCUGGGUUGCCUAUCAGCUCCUCCCAUUCCUUCCGAAAGACGCGGUCGUCGUCUUUGUCAAUGUUCCAUUUGGCAAAGUGCUUCGGGAAGACGUUCCCACGCUACAGAGUAGCAGAUGGGCCAUAUGCGAGUGUCUUAUAAGGCACCACAUCAGGUUCAGCGAGUCUGCUUCAAAAGCAGAGUUGCUGGAACUUUACUGGUCUUACGCGGGCAAAGGCGCGAAAUCGCAGCUCUGGCUCGAGAGCAUCAUCGAGGACUCCGGUCACAUAACUCUGCGCAUGCCACAGUUUCUCGUAGACCUCAAUCCAAUGGAAAGGGUAUGGCAGACGCUGAACGACCAGAUAGCCGAGACGCAGCCAAAAGUGGUCACGCUGCGCGUCAUCGAAGAGGUGAUGCAGCAGGGCCCACUCUACCACAUGUUGAUGCGUGCGUGGACGCAUCAUCUUGCGCAGACGCAAGAAAUAGAAGACGCACUCCUCGAAUGGUCAGAGAAGAUCGAAAGAAAAGUCGAAGACAUGCUCUCCGGCAAGAUGGUGCCCCACAUGGACUCCGAAGGCAGCGACAGUGAGGGUAGCGACAUGGAUUCAAAGUCUCUGGAAGAGAAAGAAAACACCUUGGAACCAAACUCCGACGACCUCGUCAUUGACCUCGGCGAAGAUCCCAGGAGGAACGUGGCGCCCAUGCAGAAUCGCCAUAGCAACGUAGACUACGGCGCCCCCUUGACUAGCACGGACGCCAGGGUCAUGGCGAGACUCGAGGACUUUGACUGGAUCUGCUCCGAUGUGGAGCCCUCGGUUUGGCGUGACGUUGCCUGCCUUGUGUCAGAUGUCGUAAGGCAGCCGGACGCUACGGCGUGAUAGCUAUGCAAAUGUUUAAAAAUAAGAAAAGGACCCAGUAGGGGUAUCGGAAGUGAGAUCUUUACACCCGAAAAUUUAGGUUGUGGAUAAUAUACUUAUUUAUACAGACGACACGAACUGUGCAAUACUCACACGGUCAACUAUGUGGCGACAGACGUCGCUGUGUUGUUGCAAUACGUAUAUUUGUACGUACGAAAGGGUUUAUGCCUUUGAGAUGUCUUGCUACGGUGUGGGAUGCUCUCUCGGACCUUGUAAAGGCAGCAGUGUUUUACGCGGGGUUCUCAAGGUACACAGAGCAUCUGCUUAAAUAGUGCUUCCUGUAAUCAUGCAAGUUAACUAAUGUCACAAGCAAAAUAAAAGUUUCCAAGAAUUUGUUC